CCAUCAACAAGAUAUGCGAAACUUUACCUGGGUUGUCAGUUCGAGUCGGUCUUUUCAGUGAGAGGGAUGGGACUCUUACCAAGAAGAAGCAUUUUAUAUAAACUUUUCUUCAUUACCAUCCUGCUACAGGGAUAUUUUCGAUGGGUUGAGGCCCAGCACUGUGUGUGGUACGGUGAGUGUGGGGAGUCCGAAAAGGUGCCCGGAAAAAAAUACAACUGCAACUACACUGGUCCUCCCAUCCCUCUACCCUCUGAGGGUUAUGACCUUCUCACGGAACUUUGUCCUGGAUAUGACUAUGGAAACCGAAGCCUGUGCUGUGAUGUUGACCAGCUGCGCACUCUCAAAGGAAGUCUUCAGCUGCCCCUUCAGUUCCUGUCUCGCUGUCCAGCCUGUUUCUUCAAUCUGAUGAACCUCUUCUGUGAGCUGACAUGCAGCCCCCACCAGAGUCAGUUCUUGAAUGCCACAAAGGUCAAUUCAUCCAGUGUAGUGGAAGUGCAGUACUAUAUUGGAAAGACAUUUGCCAACGCCAUGUACAAUGCCUGUAAGGACGUCCAGGCACCAUCUAGCAAUGUGAAGGCCUUAUCACUGCUGUGUGGCAAGGAUGCAAAGGACUGCAAUGCUACUAACUGGAUCCAGUACAUGUUUGAUAUUAACAAUGGACAGACUCCUUUCCCUAUCAUCCCGACAUUCUCAGAUGUCCCAGUUUCUGGUCACACUCCCAUGAACAACAAGACUUACGCCUGCACUGAGGGCUUAGACGACGGUUCAGGUCCUUGCUCCUGUCAGGACUGCUCAAACGCCUGCGGGCCCAAACCCGUGCCUCCCCCCCUUCCCCCACCGUGGACAAUUUUUGGUGUCGACGCCAUGACCGUCAUCAUGUGGAUCUCUUACAUGGCCUUCCUGCUUAUCUUUUUAGGAGCUGUAAUUGUAGCGUGGUGUUACAGGAAAAGGACAAUCAUGUCGGAGUAUGGCCCCAUACUGGCCAGUAGUAACCCACUGUCUCUCAACAGUGAUAAUCCUGACCAUGUAAAUGCAUCAUGCUGUGAGACUCUUGGCGAGCGCUUUGAGAACGCACUGCGGAAGCUCUUCAGCUCCUGGGGUGCCUUCUGUGUGCAGCAUCCCUCUCUGGUCAUACUGGGCAGCCUGAUACUUGUGGGAGCCUCCUCUGGGGGACUGGUCUAUAUGCGCAUCACUACUGACCCCGUUGAGCUGUGGUCCUCUCCCACGAGCCAGGCCCGUCAAGAGAAGAACUAUUUUGACAGCCACUUUGGACCUUUCUUUAGAACUGUACAGCUCAUUAUAACUACUCCACUCAAUGAAACUUCCAUCUACUCCCCAUACUUUGGAGGAUCAGAUGUCCCAUUUGGAGCCAUACUGGCCAAAGACAUCCUGCACCAGGUGCUGAACUUGCAGCUUGACAUUGAAGCCCUUGUGGCCUCAUACGAGGGUCAAAACGUCACCCUGAAGGACAUCUGCUUGGCUCCGCUCGCCCCGUACAAUGACAACUGUACUAUCUUGAGUGUCCUCAACUACUUCCAGAACAGCCACGCUGUGCUGGAUCACUGGAAAGGAGAUGAUUUCUUUGUCUAUGCCGACUAUCACAGCCACUUCCUCUACUGUGUCAGUGCACCAGCAUCCCUCAACGACACCACUGUCCUCCAUGACCCUUGUUUAGGCACGUUUGGGGGCCCCGUCUUCCCAUGGCUGGCUCUUGGGGGUUACGAUGGCACCAACUACAACAAUGCCACCGCUCUGGUAAUCACCUUUCCACUCAACAACUACCUGAAUGACUCAGUGCGGCUGGGAAAAGCCCUGGCAUGGGAGAAAGAAUUCAUCAAGUUCAUGAAGAACUUCAAAAACCCCAACCUGACCAUAGCGUUUAGUGCAGAGAGGAGCAUUGAAGAUGAAAUUGACCGAGAGAGCAACAGUGACAUCAGCACUAUAGUAAUCAGCUACGCAAUUAUGUUCAUCUACAUCUCCCUGGCCCUGGGUCACAUCCACAGCUUCAGGAGAGUGAUGGUGGACUCUAAGAUUUCGCUGGGCAUAGCAGGUAUCCUGAUUGUGCUCAGCUCUGUGGCCUCCUCACUGGGGAUCUUUAGCUAUGCUGGUGUCCCUCUCACGCUCAUUGUAAUUGAGGUCAUCCCCUUCCUGGUGCUGGCUGUUGGAGUGGACAACAUCUUUAUUAUAGUGCAGACAUACCAGAGGGAUGAGCGGAUGCCGCAGGAGGAACUUCACCAGCAGAUUGGUCGUAUUCUUGGAGACGUUGCCCCUAGCAUGUUCCUCUCCUCAUUUUCUGAAACAGUGGCCUUCUUCCUUGGAGCCUUGUCCAACAUGCCUGCAGUGAGGACUUUUUCUCUGUUUGCUGGCUUGGCUGUUUUUAUUGAUUUCCUGUUGCAGAUUAGUUGCUUUGUCAGCUUGCUCGGCAUGGAUGCCAGAAGACAGGAGGGGAAUCGUCUUGACAUCAUCUGCUGUGUGAAGCUGCCAGAAGGUCAGGAAACAAAGACAGAUGGCUUCCUUUUCCGUUUUUUCAAGAAAAUCUAUGCCCCAUUUAUCCUCAAAGAGUGGGUGCGACCGAUCAUAGUGGCAGUGUUUGUUGGAAUACUCUCCUUUAGUAUUGCUGUCGUGAACAAAGUAGAGAUCGGACUGGACCAGAAAUUAUCCAUGCCUGAUGACUCAUACAUGCUGGACUACUUUAGGAACAUGAGCGAGUAUCUCCACACUGGAGCUCCAGUGUACUUUGUGGUAAAGGAUGGUCUCAACUACAGUAGCCCGGAGGGCCAGAAUGUUGUAUGUGGAGGAGUGGGCUGUAACAACAACUCCUUGGUGCAGCAGGUCUAUACAGCCUCACUCAUCAGCAACUACACAACUAUUGCCUUUACACCAUCCUCCUGGCUGGAUGACUACUUUGACUGGGUGAAGCCUCAGUCCACCUGCUGUCGAUACUACAACACCACUGGGACCUUCUGCAAUGCCUCGGUGGUAAACUCAUCUUGUGUGCACUGUCGGCCCAUGACUUCUGCUGGAAAGCAGAGGCCUGUAGGAGAAGAAUUCAUGCGGUUUCUACCCAUGUUCCUGUCAGACAACCCCAAUGUCAAGUGUGGAAAAGGCGGCCAUGCAGCCUACGCCACAGCAGUUGACCUGUAUCCCAACAACACAGGGGUGGGAGCUACUUACUUUAUGACUUACCACACCAUCCUGAAGGAAUCCCCAGACUUCAUAGAUGCUCUGAAAAUGGCCCGAGUACUGGCUGACAAUAUCAGUCAGUCCAUGGACCAUGAAGUGUUUGCCUACAGCGUCUUCUACGUGUUUUACGAGCAGUACCUCACCAUCGCGUAUGACACAGCUCUGAACUUGAGCGUGUCACUGGCAGCAAUAUUUUUGGUGACAACGGUGUUAUUGGGCUUCGAGCUGCGGUCAGCUGUGCUCGUCAGCCUUACCAUCGCCAUGAUCCUGGUCAACAUGUUCGGCGUCAUGUGGCUGUGGGACAUCAGCCUCAACGCAGUAUCCCUAGUGAACCUGGUCAUGAGUUGUGGUAUCUCGGUGGAGUUCUGCAGUCACAUUGUGCGAGCGUUUUCCAUCAGUGUGAAGAAGAACAGAGUGGAGCGGGCUGAAGAAGCUCUGGCUCACAUGGGCAGUUCUGUAUUCAGUGGGAUCACAUUAACAAAGUUUGGAGGCAUCUUAAUCCUGGCGCUUUCCAAGUCUCAGAUCUUCCAGGUCUUCUACUUCAGGAUGUACUUGGCCAUUGUUCUUCUGGGGGCUGCGCAUGGCCUCAUCUUCCUCCCUGUACUGCUCAGCUAUAUAGGUCCUUCAGUGAACAAAGCAAAGGUGUUUGCUGCUAAUCAGCGUUACGCUGGGACUGAAAGGGAGCGCCUCCUAAACCACUAGCAGGCUGUUUGGGACAAUGAACAAUGAACUAACUUGUCUGGGAGGUACUGUGUGGGUAUGAGCGCAAACAGUUUCCAUGAUUCCUAACACAGUCAUUGUUUUUGCCACUACUAUGCAUGGAUUUAACUCAGGAAUAUACUUGGGAUAGUAGUGCCAGAGGCCUUGCUCAGCUGCAUAUUUAAUGACUUCUGCAGAAGACUCUGGACCCCCACCAUUCCUCCUCACACUACACAACAAACCUGACUUAAGAAAUUUAAAGCAUGAGUGACAUGCCAUGGAACAGAAAACAACACUGACAUGGUGGAAGUAGGAGAGACGCCACCCCCCAAUAUCAGUUUACGGUCAAGCCCUCAGUCAGGUCCAUAUGUUAUGAGCUAUUUUGAUUUGGGAAAACUCAAAAGGGUAAAACUGGUCAGUUUUUUCAUGUUUUUUUAAACAUAUACCAUAAAAAUAACUAUGUUAAAUAGAUCUGUUUUUUUUUUUUUUGUAAAAAUGUACUUAAAUGGGAUUUUUGUAAAACUGUUUAUUAUUAAUAAUUUAGUCACAAACAUGGCACAUAUGGGAGCUAACAGAUAGCAACAGUGAUAGUAUAGGCCCUUAUAAUACCUGGUAUUAACAUGAAUCACAUUCAGAGCUGUGUCCGUAUACAGUAUUAUAAAACAGGCGAGCUAGUUGUAGCAUUUUCUACUAGCAAUAAUAUGUGUUUCCUGUUCACAUAAAGAAUCUGGUGUUUGUCUUAGCAGCUUAUAAGUACUUAGACAGUCAUGUUUUGACACCAGCACUCUGGAUUUGAAAUGAAGGAGUGUCUUUGAGGUUUAAAUGCUGACUUAUAGGUAUUGUAGCUCUUUUUACCUAUGGGAACAUAGGUAAAAAAAACAAAAAACAAAACUACAGUUACCACAUGGAUGUAGAUGUAAACAAACUCAAAGCUGAAAUCUCAUUGUUUCAUUUCAUAUUCAAUUUGCUAUAAUACAGAGCCAAAAGAAAAAGCAAUUUGCUCUCCAAAUUACUUUAACCUGUGCCACAUUUGAUUUUAGAGCUAGUUAAUGUAUCUUAAGUGUCCUUUUGAGAUAUUUGCAUGACUAGGUUGUUAGUCCCUCUUGGGUUCAUUUACAAAUGGCCACAGCAAAAGCUCCUGCGUGACAUCACAGGACCACAGGAUUCAUGUUCAUGCCAGAUUUAGAGGGUGCUAUAAUGCUAAUAAUGGUUUUACAUUGAAGUGUAAAUGAGACACUUUGCAGUUACUGAACAAAACAUUUGUUGCAUGAAGAGCUCCAGAGACAAAGCUUCACAUUUAGCUGCAAAUAGCAUACACAUGACUCAUUUAGCUUUAUUAUUUGGUUAUCUAGACUGUGAUGUACAGCAGGCUGUAGAAUGACUGGAUAAUGGUACAGUCCUGAGUUUUUCAUUCCUGCAUAUUUAAAACAUUUUUUUGUUGUUAACCUUUGACAUUGUGUUACUUUGCAUGGCUGUCCUUAGAAAGUCCCCCAAAGGAAUUACUUAGUUGGUUUUAAAGGAAAAACCAACUAUGCAUGACCUGCACCUCAUCAUGUCUGAGACACUGACUUGUGGAACUGAUCAUACAUUGUGCCUUAAUCAGGGUAAUAUACUCUCGCUAAUUUAAUUUGAAUAGGGUUGAGAUGUUACUGGAAGAGGGAAAGGAUGUUAACAUUUUACCCAUGGUGUGUAAAACCUUCUGGGAACUGAAAGGAACAGUGCCAUUCCUUGUUUUUAGUUUUCUGGCACUAUUUUUCUCUCCAUGAUGCAGUGAUGUUUUUUUGGAUUGUAAAAAAAAGAAAGAACCUGUACGUGAAAAACGUUUGAGCAACUGACUGAAAAUUUGUAGCGUGAAUAAUUAAGAAUUGUGCUUGUUAACAGUGCAUUGACAUGGACAAAUAAUCUCUGACACUGAAGACUAAACCAAGCACUGGGAUACUUUAGAUUUUAAUGGUUUUACAAUAUAUUCACAUCUAUGAAUUUCCUUCAUGUCUCCAAAUGUCUGUCCUAUACCUAUGUUUUUGCAGAUGUACAUUUGAUUUAACAUCAUGUAGUACUUUUAGAAUGGGGUCCCAGUUACUUACAAAGCCACAAUUAAGUCACAUGUUGCUUUUCAGCUCUUGUCUGAAGAAGACUUUUGGAGAAAAAUGUGUAAUUUAGUAAACUCUAGUUACUGCUACUGCAGCAGAAACCCCACAAGAAAUUUGUUGAGAUUGCUCAGUCUGACCACUGUGUGGCGUCAUCCACUCAUGAAGCUCUGUCUGCAUCAUUCCCAACAUGGUGGGAGUGACCCAAUUUGUAUGUCUUGAAGAGAAGCAGCCUUGCAAUGCUUUUAGUUGUCAGUGAAGUGAAAAUGUGCAGGGUUCCAGCAUUUCAAAUGCAGGGUCAACAGAGCAUAAUGGAGCUGGUUGUUCAGCAUUUAAAUCAGCAGCAUUUGGAUAUUUGCACAAAAACUUUGGAGGCCAUCAGUCACUCAUAUCCCAUUCGAAAGUUGCUGCCAAACCUGGAGCUGUGUACCUCCUUCCAGCGUGUGUUGUUGUGACUGUCUAUCUAGCCCUGUUGUCACACAAACCUCCAGCUCAUGACUUAUUUAUCCACUGCCCUGUGAGAGCGGGGACUGUUCUUUGAAUCUGGCUGAGAGAUUAAAAUAUUAAUUUCCUCUGCAGGUCUGCUGUGCUGUCUGCAGGGGAGAAAAUACAGGUUGUGAGAGUACUAUUAUGUAAGAUGUGCAAGGCUCUCACCAGACUCUGACCUGCCCCCAUGUUUUAUUAUGACAUGCACAUACUAUACAGCAAGGGUACUGUAACUGAAUAGAGUGUGAAAAACAUUUUAGGAAAAUAAAAGUAGAAAAAGAGACUAAAUUUAGAUUGCAGUCUUUGCUGACAAAUGUUACAGAAAUAAUCCCACAUUUUUCAUAGUGCAACACAAAAAUUAAUGUCUCUGACUGUCUGAGUAUUGAGAAGAUGCCUUUUUAUGCAAUUUAAAACAUCAGACAAAUUAUGCGUGGCAGUGAUUCUUAAAUGAUAAAAUAUACGAGCAAACAAAAACUGGUUAGUUUAGCCUCAUAUUUUUUUUCAUCAUAUAACAGCCAUCUUUAUAGCACAUGCACUGAAAGUAGGUUUCAUUUAUGUAAAAAAGUAACAGUAUAUUGUAUAAUCUCUUGCUGACAAAGUCACUCAGGAUGAUUUUAUUAUGAAAGAAGUUUUAUUUUAUAAUUAGUUCUGAUGGACCAAGCAAAUCUCCCGCCCACUGAACGUCUGCUGUUUGAAUGAUGGAUUCCUGGAUUAUCAAUCCCCGGAAUUUAAUUUUUUUUUUUUCUUAGAUAACAGGACUAAUCAAGAAAAUAAUCUCUCUGUAAUCUGUGAACUAAUACAGAUCAGGAGCUCUAAUUAUGACAAUCAUAUUGUUUAAUGGCUAUGUGUAGGAUAAAAAUAUGUGCAGAGUUGGUUAUCCAAGUGUGAUUCCACCACAGUUAUUUCUAACUGUUUAAUAUAGAUAUAGGAUUCACAAGGGGAUAUAACUUAAAAACUGAUUUCUUGUGAAUAUGAAUCAGCUAUGCUUCCUAAUACUGGUUUAUUAUCACGUCUGCUUCUAAAACUAUUUUUUUAAAGACUAUGCUAUUUUUUUAAACUAAACAGAUCCCAUCCUAUCUGUGCUCUUCAGCCUUUCCCUGUGUUUGCUCCCACAGUCCUUGAACUGACAUUGGGGCCUCCACCAUACCCACUUAAAAAGUUGAUCUGUGUGUUUUUUUAAAGAUCCAUCAAUAAAUAAGUGUAAGAG
Molecule: messenger RNA, 7662 nt
Organism: Toxotes jaculatrix (banded archerfish)
Lineage: Eukaryota; Metazoa; Chordata; Actinopteri; Toxotidae
Gene: npc1
Product: Niemann-Pick disease, type C1
Exons: 25
Coding region: 67-3885 (1272 amino acids)
Cellular component (GO): membrane
Molecular function (GO): lipid carrier activity
Source: RefSeq, a predicted model, not a curated record